Spirodela intermedia is the source of this 2306-nucleotide messenger RNA. NCBI's taxonomy places the organism in Eukaryota, Viridiplantae, Streptophyta, Magnoliopsida, Alismatales, Araceae. The record is from the annotation of a GenBank genome assembly.
AUGUGGCAACGUUCCUUCCUCGCGGCUUUCUUGCUCUGGUUCCUGUCCUCCCGAUGGGCGCCCGCGGCGGAGGCGGCGCCGGCGACGUGCUCCGGGAUCGUGCGGAUGAAGGGCCGGGCGGAGGCAAUAUCCAUCAUCGACUUCGGAGGGGUCGGGGACGGCAAGACGCUGAACACCUGGGCCUUUCGGAAGGCCAUCUACCGGAUCCAGCACCUCCGAAAACGCGGCGGCACGCUGCUGUACGUUCCUCAGGGCGUGUGGCUCACGGGGAGCUUCAAUCUCACCAGCCACAUGACCCUGUUCCUCGCCAAGGGCGCCGUCAUCAGGGCUACCCAGGUCGACUAUAUUCUCUCCCUCUCGUCCCUCCCUACCUGCUCCGCCAUUAACAUAUUUCAGGGCCCCCACGGUCGUCUGGGGGCUCUUCUUCCUCGCCAUACAUCGCCCCCGCCGGACUUUGAUGUCAUCGUCUCCGUGUCUCCAUUAGGAUCCCCAGAUUUUCUUGCCUCCGCCAUGAUUCGCCGUCGCACGGCGAGCGUAGAGAAUCCGGGUACUGUGUCUUCUUCUUGCUCCUCAUCUCGACAGCUGCGUGGGAAGGGUCUCCGCACAUUCUUGCAAUUUUUGAAAAAUGGAGUCAACCCACCUGAAUCUCGGGUUGAAGUCAGAUCCUCUGUCCGAAUUCUGUGAAUUGUUUCAUAUUUGGGAUCAUUCAUCCUCCGUUCAUUGCUUCUCCCAAGGAGGUCCAAAGUCUCCCCUUUUUCAGGGUAGAAAUCAAACUCUUGUAUUUGCAUUGACUUAUUGAACCAUCUUCAACGCAUCCGUCUCCAGGACACCAUGGGCUGGCCUCUGAUAGAUCCCUUGCCAUCUUACGGAAGAGGCAGGGAGCUGCCCGGAGGAAGAUACGUCAGUCUGAUUCAUGGUGGUGGCGUGCGCGACGUGAUCAUAACAGGUGCGUCCAGAUUACCCUCUUCUUACAUUGAUCGCCUGCUCACAGUCUGUUUAGCAGUCUAAACCUUUUGACUUUCCGUAUAUCGUCGACGACCUGCUGGUUGUUCGAGUAGUUGACGAUUUUCGUACGUUUUUUUGGCCGAAGAUCUCGUGACCUCGGAUCUUUUCGCGUCGCUCUUUCGUAAUUCAAACGGUUCUGGAAUGAUAUACGGCUUGAAUAUUCUCGAUUACGCCGCCAAAAAGUCAAAGCUUGCCGACACGAGGGCUGAGCUGAAAGAAAUCUGUUCUUUGUGAGCAGGUGAGAAUGGGACCAUCGACGGCCAGGGUGAUGUGUGGUGGAACAUGUGGAGGCAGAGGUCCCUUCGCUUCACGAGACCUAAUCUCGUGGAGUUCGUUCAUUCCAGAGACAUCAUUAUCUCUAAUGUGGUCCUGCUGGACUCCCCUUUCUGGAACAUCCACCCUGUUUACUGCAGGUGAGCUCCCCCCCCCCCAAGAACACCCAUGAUCAUCUGCCCUAAUCAUGCAGUAUAGAUAACUCGUGGGGUGGGGUUGUUCUUGCUCCUUUUUCAUGCAGCAACGUGGUGGUGAGAUUUGUGACGAUACUGGCGCCCAGGGAUUCCCCGAAUACCGAUGGAAUUGACCCAGGUCUCCAGAUUCUGCCGUUUUUUAUUUUCUUUCUUGGCUUUCUGGUUCAGAAAUUUGAUUUUCUUUGCUCUGCAGAUUCGAGCUCCGAGGUCUGCAUAGAGGACUGCUUCAUCUCCACCGGGGACGAUCUGGUGGCGGUGAAGAGCGGGUGGGACGAGUACGGCAUAGCCUACGGCAGACCGAGCUCAGAAAUCACCGUGAGGCGCAUAACCGGCUCCUCCCCCUUCGCCGGAAUCGCCGUCGGCAGCGAGACCUCCGGGGGGGUGAAGAACAUCCUCGUGGAGCACAUCACCCUCUUCGACGUGGGCAUCGGCGUCCACGUGAAGACCAACGCCGGCAGAGGAGGGUACAUCAAGAACGUGACCAUCUCCGACGUGAGCGUCAGCGGCGCCCGCAAGGGGCUGCGCAUCGCGGGCGACGUCGGCGACCACCCGGACGACGGCUACGACCCCGCCGCCGUGCCGGCGGUGGACGGCGUGACGAUCAGGAACGUGUGGGGGGAGAAGAUCCUGCAACCGGGCUCCAUCGAGGGAAUCAAGAACGCGCCUUUCACCCGCGUUUGCCUCUCCAACGUCAAGCUCUUUGGGGAGGGCCCCGGGGAGGUCCCCUGGAAGUGCGGCGCCGUCACCGGCGCCGCCCUCGGGGUGCAGCCGGGGCCCUGCCCGGACCUCACUGCCACCGCCGACGCCAUGGGAUUCUGCUCGGGAGCCUUCUGA